Molecule: messenger RNA, 421 nt
Organism: Anopheles maculipalpis
Lineage: Eukaryota; Metazoa; Arthropoda; Insecta; Diptera; Culicidae
Product: ejaculatory bulb-specific protein 3-like
Exons: 2
Coding region: 12-395 (127 amino acids)
Source: RefSeq, a predicted model, not a curated record
CAGUUGCCAUCAUGAAACUGUUCGUCGCCAUCGCUUUUGCGCUGCUGGCUGUUGCUGCCGCCCAAGACCAGUACACCACCAAGUAUGACGGUAUCGAUCUGGACGAGAUUCUCAAGUCAGACCGUCUGUUCAACAACUACUUCAAGUGCCUGAUGGAUGAGGGCCGCUGCACCCCGGACGGUAACGAGCUGAAGAAGAUCCUGCCGGAAGCGCUGCAGACGAACUGUGCCAAGUGCAGCGAGAAACAGCGUGCUGGUGCGAUCCGUGUGAUCAACUACGUGAUCGAGAACCGCAAGGAGCAGUGGGAUGCUCUGCAGAAGAAGUACGAUCCGGAGAACCUGUACAUCGAGAAAUACCGCGAUGAGGCCAAGAAGGAGGGCAUCAACCUGGAAUAAGUGUGGCCCCUUUACAUCGAGCGAUC